GCCGAGGCCGCGAUAACUCACUUUCACUUUCGGGGCUCGUCUUGAAAUCCACCUCCUCUCUUUCACCCCUAAUCUUCACACACACACAUACACACACACACACCCCUGUAGUCGGGAGAAACGGGGGAAAUCCAAGAUGCGCGCCACGGCCUGGAAGCUGAUGGCAUCGGCGGCGCAGCCGCGGGGGCCACUCCGACCCCUGCCGGCGGCGCUGCUGCCGCCGAUCCCGCUGUACAGGCGCCUUCUGCGGGCGCACCGGCGGUUCCUGCCGACGGAGAUGAGGCUCCUGGGCGACGAGUACGUCAAGGCCGAGUUCAGGGCCCACCAGGACGUCGACAACCCGGCCCACAUGAUUGGGUUCUUGACUGAAUGGCAGCUUUAUGCCCAGAAGAUCGAGGGUGAUUCGUGGGUCGGAGAGAAGCUUGAUCCUGCCAAGAUCGAGAAGAUGAGUGACGAGCAACUGGCUCAGUUGUAUGAGCUGAUGCGCGCGAUACGAAACCGGGAUGAGAGCGGCGGUGCGGAGUGAAUUGUAAAUGCACCUCCAGGGGAGAAAGGUUGGAGAAGGCCUCCCUCUAACAUCCAUCACAAUGUUUUGGGGCAUCUAAAUAUUGCAUACUAUGCUCUGAUGUAGCCUCAAUGCCGGGAGAUCGACUUGUUGGCUGUCCGCCAAUGGACUAAUAAUAUGUACAAUAUCCAUGUAUGUUAGCCUCUUAUACCAUAACGAAGAGCCAUAAAAGAUUUCUAUAUGCAGACUCUAAUCCUC
Messenger RNA from Phialemonium atrogriseum, 763 nucleotides. RefSeq lists its product as uncharacterized. Gene Ontology annotation, biological process: mitochondrial respiratory chain complex II assembly; succinate metabolic process. The coding region runs from base 137 to 526 and encodes 129 amino acids. Lineage: Eukaryota; Fungi; Ascomycota; Sordariomycetes; Cephalothecales; Cephalothecaceae. The transcript is spliced from 3 exons. Gene Ontology annotation, cellular component: mitochondrion; mitochondrial intermembrane space. The record is from RefSeq and is a predicted model, not a curated record.